GCAAUUCAUCUUCCGGUCGCGUAUCGAUGAAGAGGAAACAACAUCAUGGUUUGACCCAAACAACGAACAAAUGCUGCUGAACUUUCAUAACAUUAACAUUAAGGUUACAUGUGAGGGGACAACUCUUAACAUUCAAAGCGUUGUGUGUUGCCGUCGUCGUCUAUCGAAAUGCAGUUCCAGUAACGGUCGUCAACGGUUACGAGAGCCAAGCUACGGUAGCGAGCUGUACGUCAUAUGAAGCCUCCCAGCAUGCUGUUCACUCACAGGUGUUUUCUGACAGCGCUCGGACACACAGCAGGUAAACUCCGGCUGAGAGCCGCCGGUAUACGGUGCUGCUCCACGGUUCAGGGUGAAGUGAGGGUCCGGUUUGCACCUAGUCCGACAGGUUUCUUGCACCUUGGAGGCCUUCGAACUGCUCUCUACAAUUACAUAUUUGCCAAGAAGUAUGGAGGCUCGUUCAUCCUGCGACUGGAGGACACUGAUCAGAGCAGGCUGGUACCAGGAGCUGCAGAGUCCAUAGAGGACAUGCUCGAGUGGGCCGGUGUACCUCCUGAUGAGAGUCCUCGUCGCGGUGGGCCGGUGGGUCCGUACCUGCAGUCUCAGAGACUAGAUCUCUACGGUCAGAUAGCCCAGCAGCUUGUCGAGAGCAAUCACGCCUACUACUGUUUCUGCAGCACUCAGAGACUUGACCUGCUCAAGAAAGAGGCCUUAAGGACUGGACAGACACCUAGGUAUGACAACAGGUGUCGUCACCUUCAGCCUAAGCAGGUGCAGGAGAAACUGGCGCAAGGAGUCCCGCAUGUGAUCAGGUUUCGCCUGGAAGAAGGUGUCGAGCCUUUUCAGGAUCUGAUCUUUGGAUUCAGUCAUCACGAGGUGGCCAAGGUGGAGGGAGACCCUGUGGUAAUAAAAGCAGAUGGCUUUCCCACCUAUCACCUCGCUAACAUAGUGGAUGAUCAUUACAUGAGGAUCAGCCAUGUGCUGCGAGGGUCCGAGUGGCUCAUCUCCACCUCCAAACAUCUCCUCAUGUACCGUGCUCUUGGAUGGCGGCCGCCCACCUUCGGACAUCUGCCGCUCCUGAUGAACAAAGACGGCGGCAAACUGUCCAAAAGGCAGGGGGACAUAUUCAUCGAACGCUUCCAGAGAGACGGCGUCCUGCCGGAGGCUCUGCUGGAUAUCACAACCAACUGUGGAUCUGGAUUCAGCAGCAAUCGAAUUGGGCGGAGGAUAGAUGAACUGAUCUCUGAGUUUAAUCCUUCAAAGAUUACAACACAUUCUGCUCUGUUAGACCUGGAAAAACUACCAGAGUUCAACAGAAUUCACCUACUACACCGUAUUGAAGAUGAGGAGCAGUGCCAAAUGCUGAUAAAAGAUCUGCAGGGACAGAUCCAGCAGGCCUACACAGCCGAGAUCCAGGAUAAGGAAGUACUACACGAGGGUUAUAUCAGACGGGUGCUACAUCUUCGUAAGGGUCACAUAUGCUCCCUUAAAGAGCUUGUGAGUCCUACUUUCUCUUACCUGUGGGUGCGUCCUUCUGUCUCCAGCCAGCAGGUGGCAGCGAUCACUGCAGACGCAGAGCACAUUGCUUCAUUAGUGCUGAAAUUGGUGGCUGAGCGAGGUGAGGACCUGGCAGUGGAUCGACUCAGUGAAGAUCUGAAGGCUCUCGCUAAGCAGACUAAAGCCACGAAAUACAGAGAAGUGAUGAAGCUGUUGCGUCUGGCUCUCAGCGGUCUGCAGCAAGGUCCCAGUGUAGCUGAGCUGAUGGUGUGUUUGGGGCCCGCGGAGAUCAGCCAUCGAUUGCAGAAACUUGUGCUGCUUUCAGAGACUAGUUAAAGACUGCAUUGUCACCGCACAGGCUGCUGGGAACCCGAUGCAGACAGGAGCUGCUACCCUGGAUGAAUGAACUGCACGGCGCUCAUAUAACUGAAACAAUACUUGAAUUACUACAAAUAUCUUAUAAAAAAAGAGAUUUUACUCA
Molecule: messenger RNA, 1975 nt
Organism: Dicentrarchus labrax (European seabass)
Lineage: Eukaryota; Metazoa; Chordata; Actinopteri; Moronidae
Gene: ears2
Product: glutamyl-tRNA synthetase 2, mitochondrial
Exons: 10
Coding region: 235-1830 (531 amino acids)
Biological process (GO): glutamyl-tRNA aminoacylation
Molecular function (GO): zinc ion binding; glutamate-tRNA ligase activity; ATP binding
Source: RefSeq, a predicted model, not a curated record